Messenger RNA from Arabidopsis thaliana (thale cress), 2378 nucleotides. RefSeq names its product branched-chain amino acid aminotransferase 5 / branched-chain amino acid transaminase 5 (BCAT5) (gene ATBCAT-5). The transcript has 12 exons. Lineage: Eukaryota; Viridiplantae; Streptophyta; Magnoliopsida; Brassicales; Brassicaceae. Gene Ontology annotation, cellular component: chloroplast. The record is from RefSeq and is marked reviewed. Gene Ontology annotation, biological process: L-valine biosynthetic process; L-leucine biosynthetic process; branched-chain amino acid metabolic process. Gene Ontology annotation, molecular function: L-leucine:2-oxoglutarate transaminase activity; L-valine:2-oxoglutarate transaminase activity; L-isoleucine:2-oxoglutarate transaminase activity. Bases 859 to 2106 code for a protein of 415 amino acids.
UUGACUGCUCAGAAAGUCCUUCGGAAGCAGGGAGAAAGAUGGGAGAGGAGACAGAAGAUGGUGAUUGCAAUCAGACUGGGAUAAACGCGUCUGAAACAGUGAUUCAUAAUGAAGCUGCAACAGAAGAUAUAUGCACAUAAGAAACUCUAUGAAUCCUUUUGGGCUUGGUUUCUAGAGAAGAUAAGGGUAUGUAAAUGGAUUUGAUUGAUUUUAAAACUCGAUCGGUCGAUGUGAUAAUCAUAGUCAGUUUUUUUUUUUUCUUCCAGAUUUCGAGUGAGUAGUGUUGGUUAGUUAAGGUAGGGUAGGGAAAAAUCGUUGGCUUCUAGUGUGUUGCAGUGUGUGUAUUUGAGAAUAUAUGAUUUGUGAGACUAAAAAGCCGAAAUCAUUAUCGGGGUUUAUUGUUUCUUCUACUUGUAAUGAUGUUGAUGAUUGAUGUCUUUUAGCUCAUCGGUUAGUAAGUGUCAACAGCAAGAGUGUUCGGCUGGACUACCGUGGCCCAUUCUGUAGAUUUCUUUCUAGCCCGGCCCACAACUUCCAUUGGGCUAGAUAUGUUUUUCUCACGUAAAAGAUAUCUGACUGUCGAUAUUGAAGUAACUUCUUAAAACAUUUAGAUUUAAUUGAUAAUUUAAAUGUCACUUUUGGUUUUUUAGAUGACGAUUAAAAUCCUUUUCAUAACCCAAAAUAUUAGUUUUGCCGAUAUUAGAAAUCCGAAGAAAAUGACAGAAAAUAGGAUUAAUCAAUUUAGGGUUUAAUAAAAAAUAGUGAGUGAGAGAGAGGCUACAGUGCUCCACAUUGACAUCAACAAGGUUGAAGAAGAACAACAUCAUUCAACAUCAGCAUCACGAAUAUUUUCGAGUCAUGGAGAGAAGCGCCGUUGCCUCAGGUUUUCAUAGAAAUUACAUCCUCUGUGCUUCACGCGCCGCCACUUCCACGACGCGCCUCCACUCUUUGUCCUCCCUCAGAAACUUUCCCUCUUCCUCUCUCAGGAUUCGUCACUGUCCUUCUCCCAUCUCUUCCAAUUUCAUCGUUAGUGAAGUUUCCCGAAACCGACGAUGCGACGCCGUUUCUUCCAGCACCACCGAUGUGACUGAAUUAGCCGAAAUUGAUUGGGACAAGAUUGAUUUUGGGCUUAAACCAACGGAUUACAUGUACGCCAUGAAAUGUAGCCGUGAUGGUGAAUUCUCUCAAGGUCAAUUGCAACCUUUUGGUAACAUUGACAUUAACCCAGCAGCUGGUGUUCUCAACUAUGGACAAGGUUUGUUUGAAGGUCUAAAAGCUUACAGAAAACAAGAUGGGAAUAUUCUACUCUUCCGUCCUGAGGAGAAUGCGAUCCGAAUGAGAAAUGGCGCUGAAAGAAUGUGUAUGCCUUCUCCAACCGUUGAACAGUUUGUUGAGGCUGUGAAAACUACUGUAUUAGCUAACAAACGCUGGAUUCCACCUCCAGGUAAAGGAUCAUUAUACAUAAGGCCAUUGCUAAUGGGAACUGGAGCUGUUCUUGGUCUUGCUCCUGCUCCUGAAUACACUUUCCUUAUCUUUGUUUCACCUGUCGGGAACUACUUCAAGGAAGGUGUUGCGCCGAUCAACUUAAUUGUUGAAACUGAAUUCCAUCGUGCAACUCCCGGCGGUACUGGAGGUGUUAAAACCAUCGGUAAUUAUGCUGCAGUCUUGAAGGCUCAGUCGAUUGCGAAAGCUAAAGGGUAUUCUGAUGUUUUAUACCUUGAUUGCCUUCACAAAAGAUAUCUUGAGGAGGUUUCAUCGUGCAAUAUUUUCAUUGUGAAGGAUAAUGUGAUAUCUACUCCUGAAAUUAAAGGAACCAUCUUGCCUGGAAUUACCCGGAAGAGUAUCAUCGAAGUAGCUCGUAGCCAAGGUUUCAAGGUGGAGGAACGAAAUGUGACAGUUGAUGAAUUGGUAGAAGCAGACGAGGUUUUCUGCACAGGAACCGCCGUUGUUUUAUCUCCGGUUGGAAGCAUCACUUACAAAAGCCAAAGGUUUUCUUAUGGAGAAGAUGGCUUUGGAACAGUCUCGAAACAACUCUACACUUCCUUGACGAGCCUGCAAAUGGGUCUGAGCGAAGAUAACAUGAACUGGACUGUUCAAUUGAGUUAAAACCAGUCACGAACAUAUCAAUAUUAUACAUAUGGAUGUGUUAGUAGAUACAGAAGAUAUAUUAGAAUUCCAUGCUUCUGAUGCUUCAAGAUUCUGAUACUUGAAACUAUAAACAAUAAUCUGUCUUUAAAAUAACUAAAACGGGGAAUAAAAAGCUAGUUCUAGCACGAAUGCUAUUCAAGUACAUGUACGCAACUUUUUUUUUAAUAGGCUUUGCAAAACUCAUACACAAACUACCAAAAACCUCUAUUCAGAUUGAGUUCAGAUUCUAG